CCUCUCCUCUCCCUCUAUUGAGUCCUUGUUUUGAACUAUUGAUCAAACAGAUCUGAAGGGAUUUGUUGAAGCCUGUGUGGGGUAAGGAGGAAGGAAAUGAAGGAGGAGGGAGGGAGGUGGAGAGAGAUGAGGGGGGCACAUCUGGUAUAAAUCGUUUCAGAAGGAAUCUGCUGGUUAGACCUCACUCAUCCUAUUUCACACACCUUUCUUAGACAAAGAUUUGUUUUUCCUUCAGGAAAAGCAGUUACGGACGACUUGCAGGGUUUCCAUUUUGGCAAAAGCUCUAUUGUAGGUUUAUUGCCGCCCAGUCUGGAGAACGCGGAGAGAGCUGAGAAGGUCAAGGUGAUUGAAGGAUGGCGGUGGUGUUCUUGCUGGGGCUCAGCUGGUUCUGUGCCCCCCUGAGUGCUCUGGUUUUGGACUUCAACAACAUCAAGAGCUCUGCCGACGUGCACGGGGCUCAGAAGGGUUCACAGUGCUUGUCUGACAAGGACUGCAGUUCCAGAAAAUUCUGCCUCAAGCCUCAAGAUGAGAGGCCAUUCUGUGCUACAUGUCGCGGGUUACGAAGGAGGUGCCAACGUAAUGCCAUGUGCUGCCCUGGAACACUGUGCAUGAAUGAUGUUUGUACUGCAAUGGAAGAUGGAACCCCAAUAUUGGAAAGACAGAUGGAUGACCAAGAUGAUAUAGAAACAAAAGGAACAACUGAGCAUCCAAUUCAGGAAAACAAACCCAAAAGAAAGCCAAAUAUUAAGAAACCACAAGACGGGAAGGGACAAGAGGGAGAAAGAUGCCUUAGAACUUUGGACUGUGGAGCUGGACUCUGCUGUGCUCGUCAUUUCUGGACUAAAAUUUGUAAGCCAGUUCUAUUGGAGGGACAGGUCUGCUCUAGGAGAGGGCAUAAAGAUACCGCUCAGGCUCCAGAAAUCUUCCAGCGCUGUGACUGUGGUCCUGGACUAAUAUGUCGAAAUCAAGUGACCGGCAACCAACAACACACACGGUUAAGAGUAUGCCAAAAAAUCUAA
Messenger RNA from Herpailurus yagouaroundi (jaguarundi), 1019 nucleotides. RefSeq names its product dickkopf Wnt signaling pathway inhibitor 4 (gene DKK4). The record is from RefSeq and is a predicted model, not a curated record. Lineage: Eukaryota; Metazoa; Chordata; Mammalia; Carnivora; Felidae. The transcript has 4 exons. The coding region runs from base 354 to 1019 and encodes 221 amino acids. Gene Ontology annotation, molecular function: receptor antagonist activity; co-receptor binding. Gene Ontology annotation, biological process: multicellular organism development; negative regulation of canonical Wnt signaling pathway. Gene Ontology annotation, cellular component: extracellular region.